Messenger RNA from Arachis stenosperma, 2199 nucleotides. RefSeq names its product serine/threonine/tyrosine-protein kinase HT1-like. The record is from RefSeq and is a predicted model, not a curated record. Gene Ontology annotation, molecular function: protein kinase activity; ATP binding. Gene Ontology annotation, biological process: protein phosphorylation. The transcript is spliced from 4 exons. The coding region runs from base 651 to 2042 and encodes 463 amino acids. NCBI's taxonomy places the organism in Eukaryota, Viridiplantae, Streptophyta, Magnoliopsida, Fabales, Fabaceae.
UCUCAUCUCAUUCAAUUCAAUUCAAUUCAAUUCAAUUUCAAUCGUAAUCUACGGUCUGAUAGAAGGAAGAGGAGGAGCAAAACAAGGAUUCUCUUUCGUUCACCAAAACAUGGGAUUCGCUGCUGCACCCUUAUUCUCAUUCCCAACAACAACAACAUCGCAUUAUAAUUACUACUUCCUCGUCAUGUGUAUUAAGCCACCCAGGAACACCCUUCCUUCCAUGGCGAUUUGAUCUUUCCAUCUUCCUAAAAGCCUUAUAAUCCCCUUUGAGGCUUUUACGGAAGGUGGGAUCUGACUUUGAUCCUAUAAGGGGUGUUUGGCUGUAGAGUUUCUGUAAGGUCACCAACUGUUUGAUUCAUUGCUCAUUAGUGUUCCUCUUAAUUACCUUUGUGUAACUCUGCAGCUCUUAAUUUGAACCAAUCCUUCCGUUUUUUUUUUCGGGGUUUUGAAUCAGUUGGUCAUUUUCUAGAUAAGAAUCAGAUGUUUUUGGUUAGAUUCUUGCACUAGUUGUUGUUGAAGGGUCUGAAGAAAGAAAUAUAGGUUUUUGAGCUAGUUUUUUAAUGCAAUUUUCAAGCUGGGGCCUAGAGAAGUUUGAAAUUUUGUUACGAGACCUUUAAUUAGGUUUUGAAGGGGGGGAAGUUGGGAAUAAAAUGGGUGAAGAUCACAAUUCUUGGUUAAGGAGGACAAAAUUCUCUCAUACUGUGUGCCACCGCUUGAAUCCUUCGACACUUGCCUCUAUUCCUCUCAGCAUUGAGACAGAGCACAAUUCAGGUCUGAAAUCAAGACCUUCUUACCCGCAGAGAUCUUCUUCACCCUUGCCCGAAACUUCGCUUUCUGAUACCUUUAGGGAAGCACGGCAUGAUCAAAAGAGGUUCUCAACACCAGGUCCUAGGGGGAAGCCCAGCAAUGAGGGAAACAUGGAUAAGUUGCGGAGCAAGGAGCUUGGGGAAAGUAAGGUUUUGAGGUUGAAAUCGCGUUCCAAUAGUCCAAAUGGGCAAAUGAAACCAGAUAAUAACUCAAACCACCAAAAGGAUUUAGCCUGGACCAAGUGUUUAGACAACAGUGGAGGAGGAAAGGUUACCGAAACAGAUGAACGAUGGAAUGUUGACCUCUCUAAGUUGUUUCUUGGCCUUAAGUUUGCUCAUGGCGCUCAUAGUCGGCUUUAUCAUGGUGUAUAUAAGGAAGAGUCUGUUGCAGUUAAAAUUAUUAGAGUACCUGAUGAUGAUGAAAAUGGAACCUUGGCUUCUCGGUUAGAGAAUCAGUUCGCUAGAGAAGCCACCCUUUUAUCUCAUCUUCACCAUCCGAAUGUUAUAAAGUUAGUAGCAGCAUGCAGAAAGCCACCGGUUUACUGUAUCAUCACAGAGUAUCUAUCAGAAGGUUCUUUGAGGGCAUACUUGCAUAAGUUGCAGCACAAACCUAUGUCUCUAGAAAAGCUAAUAACUUUUGCUCUAGAUAUUGCUCGUGGGAUGGAAUAUAUACACUCUCAAGGUGUCAUUCAUCGAGACCUUAAACCAGAGAAUGUUCUCAUUGAUGAAGACUCCCACCUCAAAAUUGCGGAUUUUGGAAUUGCUUGUGAGGAGGUAGUCUGUGAUUUAUUGGCUGAUGACCCAGGAACCUACCGAUGGAUGGCGCCUGAGAUGAUCAAACGUAAAUCCUAUGGGAGAAAGGUUGAUGUCUACAGUUUUGGGCUUAUGUUAUGGGAAAUGUUGACUGGAACAAUACCAUAUGAGGAAAUGACUCCAAUCCAGGCUGCUUUUGCUGUAGUAAAUAAGAACUCAAGACCAGUUAUUCCUUCUGACUGCCAACCUGCUAUGCGAGCUUUAAUUGAGCAAUGUUGGUCCUCGCAACCAGAUAAGAGGCCGGAUUUCUGGCAGAUUGUUAAGGUAUUAGAGCAAUUCGAAUCCUCCCUUGCCCAAGACGGGACCCUGACUCUGGUACAAAACCCUCUUUCCCAUGAUCAUAAGAAAGGUCUUCGGCAUUGGAUUCAAAAGCUUAGUCCUGUGUAUCCAAAUGGCCAUGUGCCUAAACCCAAAUUCACAUGAAUCAUUGCAGUGCCCUGGAUUUGGUAGUACUCCACCAGGUCCAUUGUAUUAAAAACUGGAAGGUUUGUUUUUGACGUUCUCUGGUUUUAGUUGUGACAUUCAUGUGACAGGGAAUUGAUUUUUAGGCCAAACACAUAGUUGAAAGCUUCUUUUUCUU